Molecule: messenger RNA, 2461 nt
Organism: Nanorana parkeri
Lineage: Eukaryota; Metazoa; Chordata; Amphibia; Anura; Dicroglossidae
Product: matrix metalloproteinase-21-like
Exons: 8
Coding region: 391-2235 (614 amino acids)
Biological process (GO): proteolysis; collagen catabolic process; extracellular matrix organization
Cellular component (GO): extracellular matrix
Molecular function (GO): metalloendopeptidase activity; zinc ion binding
Source: RefSeq, a predicted model, not a curated record
ACAGCCAGGACCAGUCAAGUGUAGACAAGUAGCCCCUGUACUUGAAAUACAUCAUUAGGUUCUUCAGCAUUCACUGCCCUAUUUGUCAAAGGCUAACAGCUUGUAUGACAGUUCACAUGAUAGCCUAUGAUUUAUUCAGGGGUGGGAUGGUCUCAUCAAAGCGCAGACCUUGUUAAAGAAGCUUUGCCAAGGCUCUGCAGAGAGUAGAGAGAAUCUCACAGAACAGGAAACUUCCAAACAACCUUUGAAGAGUAAGCUGUGAAAAGUUCAAAAAACUGACAAGGUGAGAAAAAGUACUAAUAGUUAGUGGAAGCACUUGACUACAAGUGACACAUCACGUGUACUGAACACUGAUCACAUGAAAACAGAAGACGGUCAGUUGGAACUGGUAUGGAGCAAUCUGGUUGCCUGAAAAAAGUGUCAGUCCCAUUAACUCUCCUCUACCUGCUGUACUCAUUGGAGGGGACAAGCUCGGAAAAACUCUUCCAUAACAGAGACCAUUCCGAUGUAGAACUACAAAGCCACCCACAAGCUGAUGCCAUUCUGAGUCCGGAAGCAGCACAGCAAUAUCUGGUAAAAUAUGGUUGGGUGAAUCCUGUCAACUGGGAGGAGCAGGGAUUUGGAGAUUCACCUGAACUUGACCAAGCUCCACAAGAUGUCUCUCAACUCAUUUCAGAAGGCGAUUCAUCAGAACGCUCUUUCUUUCCUUCUCCUGAUAAGACGGAGUUAAGCCCAUCUUUUUCUGAGUCCUUGAAAAAAUUUCAAGAGGCCAAUGGGCUAAAUGCCACGGGCAUCCUGGACACACCCACCAAACUGGCCAUGAACAAACCCCGUUGUGGUGUUCCUGACCGCAAAAUACCAUCAAGACGUAAAAAUGCAACUUUGAGCCUUUUGGCGACAAAUGAAACAGACCAUGAUUCCAUGGAACCAGAAAGAACUCAGCGUGGAAGGAGAAGUGUUCUGGCCACACUGGUGAAUCACUAUAGAAAGAAACGGGACGAGAGAAAUGCUCUGGAAAACGGAAAUGCCAUGAGUAUUUCCAAGAGGACAUUGAAGUGGAGGCUCAUGGGAGAGGGGUACAGCAUGCAAUUGACCAUUGAACAGCAGAGGAGAAUACUCCGUACUGCUUUCCGUAUGUGGAGUGAGGUCAUCCCACUGCAAUUUGAGGAGGAUCUCACUGGAGAUGACAUAGACAUUCGAGUUGGAUUUGGCACAGGGCAGCACCUUGGCUGUUCUCAGGCAUUUGAUGGAGCCGGGCAGGAGUUUGCCCACGCCUGGUACCUGGGAGACAUUCAUUUUGAUGAUGAUGAACAUUUUGUUGGUCCGACCAGCGAACAAGGAAUCAGCCUUCUAAAAGUUGCUGUCCAUGAAAUUGGUCAUGCUCUUGGCCUGCCCCAUAUAAAUCGCUUGGGCUCGGUGAUGCAGCCAAACUAUACACCUCAAGGGAAACACUUAGAGUUGGACUGGGAGGACAGAAAAGCUGUACAGAAAAAAUAUGGCUCAUGCGAUGGCAGCUUCAGCACUGUGUUUGAUUGGGUCAGGAAGGAAAAGAAUUCACGUGGAGAAGCCUUCUACAGGUUCAACACUUACUUCUUCAAGACUGGCUGGUACUGGAUGUAUGAAAACAAGGGUAACAGAACAAGAUUUGGAGAUCCUCUGCCAAUCAAAACAGGCUGGAAAGGACUUCCAGACAGAGACAUAGAUGCCUAUGUGCAUGUCUGGACGUGGAAUAUAGAUGCCCAGUAUUUCUUUAAAGGUACUCAAGUCUGGCGCUACGACCCUGACAAAGACUCAGCUUAUACAGAAGACUGGAAGAAAAAUAAGUAUCCUCAGCUCAUAUCCGAGACUUUUCCUGGGGCUCCAAGUCCACUUGAUGCUGCUUUCUUUGACAAAAAGGAUCGACUCAUAUAUUUCUUCAGGCAAAACAAUGUGACUGCAUUCAGCGUGGAUAAGAACAAAAUAGUUGAAGGUUUUCCAAAACGCAUCGUAGAUGUUUUCCCGUCGGUGAACCCUGCAGACCAUCCAAUAGGGUACCUAGAUGCUGUCUACUUUUCCUACACACAUCAGGCAGCCUACUUCAUGAAAGGCAGUUAUUACUGGAAAAUGGUAAAAGACCAAGAGAGGCAAGCCAACGCAUCCCUGCCGCUCAACGGACUGUGGCCCAGGAAAAAGAUCAACUCCAAAUGGUAUGAUAUCUGUGAUGUCCAUCCUUCCGCUCUCUUCAACACAACAUAGACCGGAAAUCUGUUACGUUUGGUCUGUAUGUUCAGCAGCGAAGGAAAAAAACAUUGCAACACAAUGUUUAUUAUUGCAUUCCAGCCACCUCCAACGCUUCGCCGCGUGCCAUUAUAGCUGUUCCCAGGACUGCUGCUACGGGAAGGGAACGGGGAGGCCCAGCAGUCAUGGGUUGCCACAAAUAACUUGUGAUCACUUGUGUAAUAUCAAAAUAACUAACGUGCUA